Messenger RNA from Scaptodrosophila lebanonensis, 4095 nucleotides. It is a transcript of the gene Cka, whose product is annotated as striatin-3. The record is from RefSeq and is a predicted model, not a curated record. Gene Ontology annotation, molecular function: protein binding. The transcript is spliced from 6 exons. NCBI's taxonomy places the organism in Eukaryota, Metazoa, Arthropoda, Insecta, Diptera, Drosophilidae. Bases 448 to 2679 code for a protein of 743 amino acids.
AGACGAACGGAGGUACGGAAAGGCGGUUGCAAAUGGCGGAGUGCAUUCAUCGAGAUAGUAGACACAAUGCCAUGUAUGGGAAAAAUCUUUGACGAAAUUCAAAAGCAAUAAACCGACCGGCUGUGAAAUAGGAAACAGUAUCCACAAGUAGAAAAAAUAUUACCGAUAUAUUGCAAUUCGUCUGGAACUGCUAAAGUUGUCGUCAUUGAAAUCCGUGCGAUUGGGACCAGCAACAAAACAGCCAGUACAGCACUCAACGGCUAGCUGAAGGUAAAAACAAUCGAGAGAAAUUUGUUAAACAAGCGAAAAUCUACAAAAACCAACAGGAGUUUUAACUAAAAACGCAAAGCACAACAGUUAUAGAUCGAGACUAAUAGCCACAUCACAAGUGCAGUCUCAGUAGCAACAAGGAACCAACAGCACAUAUUCAACAGCCACAGGACACUAAUGGGAACCAAUUCAGGAGCCACCGCUGGCAUCAACAAUAAGCCAGUUGGUGGUGUCGGAGUGCUGGGCGUUGGUGGUGCUAAUUCAGCGAUCGGUGGCGUGCUGGCAAACAGUUUAGGCGGCGGUGGAGGCGGCCUAAGCAUCAGUGGUCUUGGCGGCGGGGGGCAGAAUGCUAAUGUCGGCAUAGUCACAGGUAUGGGCGGAGGCAACAAUGGCAGCGACGAUGGUGGCAACGGUAUGCCCGGCGGACCCAACAACCAACAGGCCACGCCCCAAUACACAAUACCGGGCAUACUACAUUUCAUACAGCACGAAUGGUCACGUUUCGAGCUGGAGCGAUCACAAUGGGAUGUGGACAGGGCCGAGCUGCAGGCCCGUAUAGCGAUGCUGUUAGGGGAACGGAAAUGCCUCGAAAGCCUCAAAUCUGAUUUGACGCGACGCAUUAAAAUGUUGGAGUAUGCGCUGCGCCAGGAGCGCGCCAAAUUCUAUCGCCUAAAAUACGGUACCGAUCCGCCGCAGUUGAGUGAGUUUAAGCCAUCAAAUGAUGAUGCCGGCCUGACUGGCGAUAUCGCUACCGACUCCGAAGUGCCCUACAGCUCGGUGUCGAACACCACGUGGCGACAGGGCCGGCAAAUGCUGCGACUAUAUCUGGCUGAGAUCGGUUACACAGAUAACAUAAUCGAUGUGCGGUCGAACCGGGUGCGCUCGAUACUGGGGCUAAAUAAUAAUGCAGAGCAUGACGGAAGCGGCGGGGGUGGCGAGAAUCUGAGCCCAAACAUUAAUGGCAAUGAGAGUAAUAAGCGGGCAUCAGAAUCUGAAGGUCGUCAUACUCCCGCUAAAAAAGUUCAACAAUCUAAUGAUGCCAUCAUACUAGACACCGAGGCGGCUGUUAUGGCGAACUUCGAGUUCCUUGGCCCAACAGAGAUGUCUGACGACGAUGAGAUAUCCGAUGAUCUCGAAAUGGUGGCGACUGAUAACGAUGACAUGGAUGUUAAAAUGGCCAAACGCCCCAAAUCAGGCAAGGAUAUGCUGAGUGAAGGACCUUUUAUACACACUAAUAAAAUGAAUGGAAUUACAAACAAUUGUCAUCCAUUGCUUAAUGCGGUCGUCGAUGCGGCAGAAGUGGACGGCUCUUUAGGCUUGGGUGAAUUGGCACAACUCACGGUUAACAAUGAGUCGGAUGGAGCUUAUGAUGCCAACGCCAAAGAUGGCACAAGCGGAGGAGCUGGCGGGGCCGGCUAUCGGAAAACUUGGAACGCCAAGUACACGCUUCGGUCGCAUUUCGAUGGCGUGCGCUCCCUUAUAUUUCAUCCCGAGGAGCCCGUACUGAUCACCGCCUCCGAGGAUCACACGCUAAAGCUGUGGAAUCUGCAAAAGACGGUGCAAGCCAAAAAGUCGGCUAGUCUGGAUGUGGAGCCACUCUACACGUUUCGCGCACACACCGGCCCAGUUCUUUGUUUGGGCAUGUCCUCGACGGGUGAUACUUGCUACUCUGGCGGACUGGAUGGCAACAUCGAGUGCUGGCAGCUGCCAUCACCGAACAUAGACCCAUACGACUGCUACGAUCCGAAUGUGCAUUCGGGAACGCUCGAGGGUCACACUGAUGCUGUCUGGGGGCUGACUACAAUGCAUAACAACAUUAUCUCGUGCUCGGCCGAUGGCACUGUCAAGUUGUGGUCACCAUACACAAAAGAACCGCUACUGCGCACCUACACGGCUGCAGAGACGGAAGGCGGACCGUCAUCUGUGGAUUUUGUUCGGAACGAGGUCGAUCACAUUGUGGUGGCCUAUAAUAGUGCGCAUUGCAUUAUCUAUGACACAGAGACGGGUAAGCAGAUUAUCAAGCUGGAAGCGGCACAGGAGAUGUCUGGAAAUACGGGGAAAUUCAUCAACAAGGUCGUCUCGCAUCCGACACUGCCAAUCACGAUAACGGCACACGAGGAUCGGCACAUCCGCUUCUGGGACAACACAUCCGGAACUUUAGUGCACUCAAUGGUGGCGCAUUUGGAGCCAGUCACCUCGCUGGCCGUCGAUGCGCACGGCUUGUACUUGCUAUCGGGCUCCCACGACUGCUCCAUACGGCUCUGGAAUCUUGACAAUAAAACAUGCGUGCAGGAAAUCACCGCACAUCGCAAAAAGUUCGAUGAGAGUAUAUUCGAUGUGGCCUUCCAUGCCACAAAGCCCUACAUAGCCAGUGCCGGUGCCGACGGAUUGGCCAAAGUGUUUGUCUAAAGAUCUACUGUUAAAUCAGCUAAAAACAAACAUGAUUUCAAGUUGGCGUUUAAUAAUUAUAUUUAUAUACAUAUAUAUAUUAUGAUAAAUUUAAAUAUAAUUAACAUAACCAUAUUAUUGAAGUAAUAAAACAUCAUCCAUGAGCAACAACAUAUUUGGGUAAAUAUAAGUAUACCAUAACACACCCAAAAACAAAAAUAUUAUUGUGGAGGAAUGAGAAUUAUAAUCCAGAAAAAUGUACACAGCAUUUUCCCCAUUAAAGUGCAUAUAUACAUACACGAAAUUAGAAAUUAGUAGUCGACACCAGUCCUGAAGUCCUUGGCGCUGUAGACUAGCAGUUCUCAGAUUAGGAAACAAUGCCGACAACUUCGAUUCAAACAGUUGAGCAAUAAAAAAAAGUAGAAAUUCUGGGGAUUUAGAGAGCAGGGCCUAAAUAGAUGGUGCUCCACAUUUCGUAAUAAGCGCCUCAGGCCGCUCACUGUGCAAGCUUAUUUAUAUUUCAACAUAUAAACAAAGAUAUAUGCAUAUAUAUAUAUAUAUCUUACAAAUAUUAACGAUCAAAUCUUUAGAUUAAGUGGAAUACACAUAAAAACUUUAACGGAAGUUUAAACAAAACAGCAAAUUGUAAAAUAAUAUCAUGAACUUAUAAUGAAGAUAUACCAUAUAUCAUAUACAUAUAUGAUGUAUGAUUAUGUAUUACUUAAAUAUAGCCAGCGAAAUGAACAUAAUUAGUUUAAACAAAGGAAAAACAACUUCGUUAAGAUGUAAGCGCAUAAUACCAGAACGUAAAGCUUCUAUUAUUUUUCUAAUGCCACAUUCGUAAAGGAUUAUUUAUUUUAUUUAUGCCUAGUAUAAAACAAAAGGUAAUAUACCAGCUAAAACUGGUUAUGUGUUUCCGUAAACUUGAAGUGGAAUAUAAAUAAAUACAUACCUACAUACAUAGAGUUGCUUAUUGUAGCAGUUCGUAAAUUGUAAUAUAAGCAUUAACGUUGAUGAACUCUUCACUACACAAAUUUAAUGCAGUAUAUUUAUAUACAUAUACAAAUAUAUAUACAAAUCGAAAAAACAAAUUGAUAUUCGAGAGGAGUCGAGAAAAAGCGAAACUUAGAAAUGCUCUACUAUUCUUAAUUAUAUAUUUUAAUUUGUACUUUAGUUCUGACGAAGGGCUCCCAUAUUGCUGCGAAGCUACAUUUAUAUUUUUGAAAACCAAAAUUUAUAUAUUUAUCAAUACCCAGAUCGAAGUUAAUUGCGUGUAUGCGCCCAUCGAAUCCCCUGCAAUCGAAACAGAAUACAAACACACACACCGCUGCGCAUCCGAUACACAUAAAAAUUAUACUGAUUUUAAUUUUAACUGUACAUUUUUAUUUAACAAUACAGCGUAUUUUUAUUUUAAAUAAAGUUUUUAAAAUGAAGCAA